Seriola dumerili (greater amberjack) is the source of this 2191-nucleotide messenger RNA. Its product is annotated as midasin-like. The transcript has a single exon. The record is from RefSeq and is a predicted model, not a curated record. Bases 1 to 1536 code for a protein of 511 amino acids. NCBI's taxonomy places the organism in Eukaryota, Metazoa, Chordata, Actinopteri, Carangiformes, Carangidae.
AUGGAUGCCAGCACAAAUGAUGAUGAAACAUCAGAGAAUGAUAACACAGCCCAAGCUAACAAACUGUCAAAACCAACCGAAGCAGUAACAAUUAAAGAUGGAGAAGAACUUGUAGAAGGGCAUGAUAAUGUAGAAGCUGAUCCCAAAUCUGCAACAGAAGGAAGCUCCAAAGCUGUGACAGAAAAUGAAUCAGAGGAGGAGAACAAUGAAUCAGCCACAGAUGAAAAUGAAUCACUAAACAAUGCAACAACAGAUGCAAAGGAGACCGCAGGGGAAGAGGAUACUUCAAAAGUUACAAAUGAUAAUGAAUCAGGACAUUCAGAAGCCGAGUCUGAAAAUGAGACUGCAGAUGAAACUACAGGAGAGGACGAGACAGCAGAAGAGGAUAAAGUGGCUACAGAUGAAAAUGAGACUUUAAAUGAUGCAGAACAUGAUGAAGCAGAGCUUCAUGAGACAGAACCAUCUGAAACAAAUGCAGAAAGCAGUGCCACUGAAGAAUUUAUUAAAGAAGAAGAACGAAGUGAAGAAGAAGAUUAUAAAUCUCCCAUCAAGGAAAUAGUAGAAGGUGAAACAACUGGAGAGGAAUCCGAGGAGGCGGAAAAUGAAAGUGGCAGGGAGUCUGAAGCAACAGGUGAAGACUGCACAGAGGCUGCAACAACAGGAGAUGACACUGAAGAACGUGAAACAGCAGAGGAAAAGUCAGGAGAAACUGAAGGGGCAGGGAAUGACAUUACUGAAAGCGACAGGGAAGAAGAAUCAGGAACAGAAGGUGCAUCUGCAGGAGAGGAGGCUGGAGAAGCUCAAACAGGAAGGGAAGAACCCACAGAUAACACAGAGGAUGAAUCUCCACAAGACGACAGACAGCAACUUACUCAAGGAGAUGAUGAAGAGGUAGACAAUACUGGCAAUGAGUCUGAGACUAAUUCUGACAAAGUUGGAAAUACAUGUGAAGAAAGUGACUUGACUGAGGAUCAUCGAGAUGAUGGUUUAACAGAGACAAAUAAUGAAACAGAAGGCCCUGAUGAUGUGGUGGAGCUGAAACCGGAUAAGGAUGAGGAUGUGCAUGUGGAGGAAAUAUCAGAAAACAAUGAUGAAAACGUACCAGUAGAAGACGUAGAUGAAGCUACUGAUGGACAGACAGAGACCAAUGCAACUAUGCCAGAUGGAAGCCAUGGCAAUGAUGAAGACCAUGUCAAAGCUUUUGAAGAUGAGGAGGAAACUGAGACACCCAAUGAAGACUGGAGUGGAAACCAGGGAGAUUCAGCUGAUGGAGAAGAUGAGGCAGAGGAAGAUUCAGAAGAACCAGAGGAAGAGACUGAUGAUGGAGAGCAAGAUUUUGAUCCAAGCAAGGCAGAUAAUCAAGAGGCAGCUAACAGAGCAGCUGAGGGAACAACAUUAAUCCCACUUGAUACUUUGACCAAAGUGAAUGCAGAAUCUGAGGAUGGCGCUUAUGCUGAUGUUGAAGAUUCUGAGAGUGAAAUAAACAGCCAAGAAGGAGUUACAAGCCUCGAGAGUUUGAAAAAGAUUUCAUCGUAACUUGACUGUGACUCUACAAAUGCUGAGGAGAACUACUGUAGAAGGAGUCUACCAUAGAACAUAACAAGAAGACAGCUAAUGAUAUUGAUGCUACAAGCAAUGAGUCUUAAGUCUUACUAUAAAGUCAAGAAAGCAAAAGGAUUUAUCUAGAUUAUUGUCAUUUCUAAUUCAAUUUUAAAUUCUUGUUAAUCAUGCACCAAAGAAACACUUUGUUCAAGCAUUCCUAACGCUGAGAUUGAACAUAUGCACAACAACUGAUCAUACACCAGUAUGAAAAAGUAAUCUUAAAAACUUGAAUGUAUAUUCUAUAUGUAGGGGAUUUGCAUAAUUUUAUGCAAAACAAAAACAUUUGUUUUCAUGAACUGAGCCAUAGAUUAUUUGUUACAUAUUGAGCCUAAAACAGAACAUGGCAAUGUUCACUAAUGAUAAACUAUGCAACUGUUGCAUUAAUUACUUAAAAUGUCAUACAUGCACAUAUACUGUAGUUUUUUUCAAAUUACUACAGUAUAUUUAUACCAUUCUUGCUGCUCAACAUUUUAAUGCAGGAUUAAGCAGGUCUGUGAAUGUAUUUAAUCUAAUCAAAAGUAUUAUUUGAAGACUAAUGUUAAAAUUUUAAUGUGCUACAUGUAACUUUUUGCUAUUGCUACAUAGUCAA